Metarhizium brunneum ARSEF 3297 is the source of this 1236-nucleotide messenger RNA. RefSeq lists its product as uncharacterized. Lineage: Eukaryota; Fungi; Ascomycota; Sordariomycetes; Hypocreales; Clavicipitaceae. The record is from RefSeq and is a predicted model, not a curated record.
AUGGUUCUCACCCCAGCUAACCGCCUGUACAUGCGCCGCAUCCUCCGCCUACGUGUUACCCGAGUAGCAGUAUGCCUAUUCCUGCUCUUCAACUUUAUCGACGUGCUCCGUAUUCAUCACAAUCUCAGUCACGGCGAUGUGCAACGUCGCCCCAAACCCCCUGGGCCGUCGCGGCCGCACGAGCGAAUCUAUAUUGCUAGCAUGCACUUCAACAACGGUGCCAUCCUGAAGAGCCACUGGAACGACGCCGUCAUUGGGUUGACAGAGACGUUUGGUCCCAAGAAUGUGUUUGUCAGUAUAUUCGAGAGCGGCAGUUGGGACGACAGCAAGGAGGUUCUGCGUGAGCUGGAUCGACAUCUAGAAAUAAGAGGUGUUCCGCACCGCGUGGAGGUGUCUGAUGUGACCCAUCAGGACGAGUUGGACAGUGCGGACAAGGGAGAGGGCUGGAUCGAUACGCCGAGAAACAAGAAGGAGUUGCGCCGCAUCCCGUACCUGUCGAGGUUGAGGAAUAAGACAAUCAAGGAUCUGCUGCAUCUUCAUGAGCAGGGUGUUGAGUUUGACAAGGUGCUGUUUCUCAACGAUGUGGUAUUCACGGUAGAGGAUGUGCUGGCAUUGAUGGACACGAAUGGCGGUGAAUAUGCGGCAGCUUGCUCGUUGGAUUUUGCGAAACCUCCCUUGUACUAUGAUACCUUUGCGCUUCGGGAUAUCGAGGGCCACGGACAUGUGAUGCAGACCUGGCCGUAUUUUAAAGCGAGGACAUCGAGAAACGCCCUCGUAAGCAAUUUGGACGCCGUGCCUGUCACUAGCUGUUGGAAUGGCAUUGUCGUUAUGCCCGCCGAGCCGUUCGUCUCCUCAACCAAGCUACGCUUCCGUGGCGUCCCCGACUCCCUGGCGAAUCAUCACCUAGAAGGCUCCGAAUGUUGCCUCAUACACGCCGACAAUCCUCUCUCCAGAACACUCGGCGUCUAUCUCAACCCCAGAGUGAGAGUUGGCUAUAAUCCCGAGGCAUACGUUGCUACACACCCAGCCGGAUCGUGGGUAUCCGCGUGGGGGAUAUUCAUAGGGCUUUGGAAAAACAGGUUGAAACGCUGGACAUCAAUUACAUUCGAAGGGAUAGUUGUACGAUCAAGGGUUAGGCAUUGGGAAAAGGAAAAGAGUGGGAAUCGUGAGCCCGGCGUGUUUUGUUUAAUUAAUGAGAUGCAGGUUCUAGCCCAUAAUGGAUGGGCGCAUGUAUGA